CAAAAUCGAGUAGGAAACUGACUUUCCUGUACUUGGCAAACGAUGUCAUCCAGAACAGUAAGAGGAAAGGCCCUGAAUUCACCAGAGAGUUCGAGUCUGUUCUUGUGGAUGCUUUUUCUCACGUUGCCAGGGAAGCAGAUGAGGGCUGCAAAAAGCCCUUGGAACGAUUGCUUAACAUCUGGCAGGAGAGGAGUGUGUAUGGCAGUGAGUUCAUACAGCAGCUGAAGCUGUCGAUGGAAGACUCCAAUAGCCCCCAGACUAAAGUUGCAGAGGAGAAGAAGUCUUUGAAGCGGACUUUUCAGCAAAUACAGGAGGAGGAAGAUGAUGAUUACCCCGGGAGCUACUCCCCCCAAGACCCCAGUGCUGGGCCGCUGCUGACCGAGGACUUGAUCAAAGCCCUGCAAGACCUGGAAAACGCAGCGUCGGGAGAUGCCACCGUGCGGCAGAAAAUUGCCUCCCUGCCUCAGGAAGUUCAGGAUGUUUCCUUACUGGAGAAGAUAACAGGUAUGAAACUGGCAGGUGAUGGCCGGUCGAAGGCGGUGGACGAGGCUUGUCUGCUGCUGGCCGAGUACAACGGCCGCCUGGCCGCCGAGCUGGAGGACCGGCGCCAGCUCGCCCGCAUGCUCAUCGAGUACACUCAGAACCAGAAGGAUGUCCUCACCGAGAAGGAGAAGAAGCUGGAAGAAUAUAAACAGAAGCUUGCUCGGGUAACCCAGGUCCGCAAGGAGCUGAAAUCCCACAUCCAGAGCCUUCCCGAUCUGUCACUGCUGCCCAAUGUCACGGGGGGGCUGGCACCUCUGCCGUCUGCUGGUGACCUCUUCUCAACAGACUAG
Molecule: messenger RNA, 833 nt
Organism: Nestor notabilis (Kea)
Lineage: Eukaryota; Metazoa; Chordata; Aves; Psittaciformes; Psittacidae
Gene: RPRD1B
Product: regulation of nuclear pre-mRNA domain containing 1B
Exons: 6
Biological process (GO): mRNA 3'-end processing
Cellular component (GO): RNA polymerase II, holoenzyme
Molecular function (GO): RNA polymerase II complex binding
Source: RefSeq, a predicted model, not a curated record